Coregonus sp. 'balchen' is the source of this 1417-nucleotide messenger RNA. Lineage: Eukaryota; Metazoa; Chordata; Actinopteri; Salmoniformes; Salmonidae. The record is from the annotation of a GenBank genome assembly.
ACAGCAUUGUAAAGACCCCACUCAACAAUGUCUUGGCACAACGAAGGAGUAAGAGUUACAGGAGAUCCAUGCAAAGCUGUGUUGAAGCAACUAAUCUUGAGUACACAUCAGGCCAUCUGACAGCUCUAAGAACACCAAGAAGUAGAAGAACUCCAAAAUCACGUGAUAUCACAGUAAGUAGCUAAAACCAAUAAUUGUGGUUGUAUUCACAACUCUUCAACAUCAUUGUGUAAAGUUGACACGACUAAUCUGUAGGCUUGAUCCUUAGCCCUACUUGAUAUUUUCAGACAUUAUCCCUUGAGUGUGUAAUAUUUGAAUCCAUCUGACUUCUCUCUUUGCUCUCUAGAAACAGGUUGACCCAGAUCAAGUGGCACUCCUGGUGACGAAGGAAUGGCAGCUGUCGUACGUCACACCUUUGUACCAUUUCAGACACACUCAGUUGAAAUACUACUCAAAGCAGCUAUCAGCUUUCAUUGUAUCAGAGAAGCAACAGGGCCUGGCGAUUGAAGUUGGCCAGGAAUUGGGCUUCAAGGUCAAUUUUUCGGUGGUCCUGGGGUUGGCAGAGAUGGAUGAAGAUGCGGAGACGGUUUUCAUACAGGUAAGGGUUUUUUCUCAAAAUGUAAUUUACAGUACAUACUAUAUUCUUCUGUGAAAUCCGACUUUGGUGUUCAACAUCAUCUGUUGUUCUCUUCCUCACAGAUUCUCUCCAAACAAGCGUUCGCUGCAAAAGAUGACGCUCAGAAGGUUGUGUGGAGUGGCUGGCUGACCUGCGUCAACGGUGACUUGGAAUAUCUCCGAUCACUACCAUCGGAAUUUGUCAGUUUGCCUUUGCUCUGUACCAGGGGACCAGAGUCUCUCACAGUGUUGAUCAAAUCCUGGUUUGAAAAGACAUUUGACUGUUGUUUCGGCCCUCUUGGUAUCAACUCUACCAACCUCCAGUGGCUCGCAGCCCUGUGGACUGGGUGCCACCCCACCAUCAACAUCCAGUACCUGAAACUGGUCUGGACACUCCCAACACUACCCCCUAUGGACGUGAAGUACACCAUCCACCCACAAGAUGCCUGGGAGCUAUGGGACAGCGUGCGGCAGGAUGACAUUACAGAUGUCAGCAUCGAGGAGGUCACCAGGUUCAUCAAAGUGCUGCAGUCACACUUCUUCAGGCACUUCAGGAUAGACUUGUCUGCUGGGUCACUGAUGCAGGUCUCCACGGCUUUGGGUUCUUCUCACCAUAGUGGAAAAAUCAAGGUAGAUAUCAUGCACACAUCUGGAGAAGUAUCUAGAACUUUAGAUCCUAAUGAAAUGUUAUGACUGAAACAUAUCUGCGAUCCCUUUUCCUUAACAGAUUGCAAGCCCUACCUACAUCACCACCAUCCUGCAGCUGCUGACAGAAUGUGCCCUCCUGAAGAUGCCCAUCUAA